GACACCUGGUUUGGUAUUCCGAGUAGAAGUUAAGUUUCAAGGAAAAAUCUCCCCUUGAAGCUUUGUUUUCUUUCUGUUUUCAAAGGAACCAAGCUGUUAAGCUGGGGAUUGAAUUGGGGACAUGUAGGUCCCCGAGGCGCUUCUGAUCCAGGCCUGGGGACGUCGCUGGGCCCGCGAGGUUCCGGCCACCCGCGCGCCGCUUUCCCGGAAGGGCGAGCGAGCUGGGCCCGGGCGCGGCGCUUGGCCGGCGAUCGCGGGGAAUCAUGGAAGCUUAUAGAGAUGACAGAAAACAAGUUUGUAAAGAGCAUCAGCUGGAUGAAGGAUUUGUGAAAGAUGAGCAAAAUGAGGGAUUAACUGAUGAAAUUAUAAAGGAAAAUAGGCAGCUGUACGAGGAGAUCCAAAAACUUGAAGCUGAAUUACAAGAGGCUGCCAGAGACUUCCAAAUUAAAGAGGACAUUCCAGACAUAAAGAUGAACUUCACAUCAGUAGAGAAUCCUGAGAAUGACAGCCAGUGUUUAAAUGUCUCCUGUUCAUUUCAAGUGAGUUCCCAAAUUCCCUAUGAGCUGCAAAACGGACAAGCACUUAUCACCUUUGAGAAAGAAGAAGUUGCGCAAAAUAUAAUAACCAUGGGGAAACAUCACGUGCAGAUAGAGGAUGUGAAUUUGGAGGUUACUGCCCAGCCCGUUCCACUGAACCCAGGAGUCAGAUUCCAGGUUCACAUAGAAGUUUCAACAGUGAAGAUCAAUGUUACGGGGAUUCCUGAUGAGUUGCCUGAAGAUCAGAUGAGGGACAAGCUGGAACUGAGCUUCUGCAGGUCCCGGAAUGGAGGCGGAGAGGUGGAGAGUGUGGACUACGACAAGCCAUCCCGAAGUGCCGUCAUCACGUUUGUGGAGGCUGGAGUUGUGGACAAGAUUUUGAAAAAGAAAGACUAUCCUCUUCAUAUAAAUCAGAGGUGCCAUAGAGUGACUGUUUCUCCUUACAUAGAAAAACACUUGAAAAAGUAUCAGGUAUUUUCAGGAAUGGCUAAGAGGACGGUGCUGCUAACUGGAAUCAAAGGCAUUCAGAUGGAUGAAGAAACGGUGGAGGAUUUGAUUGGUAUUCACUUUCAACGGCAGAAGAAUGGAGGUGGAGAAGUAGAAGUGGUCAAGUGUUCUUUAUGUCAACCUUACAUAGCAUAUUUUGAAGAAGAGACCAACGGAAUUGUAUGAAACUUACAGCUUUUGAGUCCAAAUCACUAUGAACAUUUGAUAAAAAAUGAAAACUUUAAUUCAUUUUUUCUUUUUUUGAGACAAGGACUUGCUAUGUAGCCUUGCUAUGUGACUUAGAACUUGCAAUCUUCCUGCUUCAGCUCUCUAAAUUCUAGGAUUAUAGAUGUACCCCACCAUGCUUGGCUUAAAUCUUUAAUUCUUUAGUGCCCAUGAAUUCUUAGAAAUAAAAAUGUGUUUCCACGUUUUGAAACUCUUUUUUUGUCUCUAGCUCUGCUGUAGGCUGACAAGUAUAUGAGUGUACUGUGUGGAAAAGUUUUGUCCAUAAGUUAUGUGGAUGAGUUCCAUGACUGUUGAAAUCAACCUUAAGUCACCCAGAUAUCCCCGCCUGUGUUGGCCUGCUCUGUCAUGGUCAUGUGAGCCAGUUCUGUUUUGGUCCCAUGCCCGCCACUAUGUAGACUUGAUACAUAAAUAUUUUCCAAAAGAAAUUCAGUUCUAUUUUGCAGUUUAUUAUUUCUAUGGACUUUACCAAAGAUUCAAGGGACUGUAAUUUAUGUAAUUUAUAUUUGCCAUUAAGAGACUCUCCUGUCUGUCAUCCUUUGGGAGUUGGAAGAUUAUUUAAAGCUUUCAAAAAUAUUAAGAAGGUCUUAUCUGUUUUCUGUUGCUAUAGUAGAAUACCUGAGUCCAGGAACUUGUAAAGAGUAGAAGUUUACUUAGCUCAUAGUUUUAGAGGCUGGGAAGUCCAAAAGCAAGUU
Molecule: messenger RNA, 1960 nt
Organism: Castor canadensis (American beaver)
Lineage: Eukaryota; Metazoa; Chordata; Mammalia; Rodentia; Castoridae
Gene: Nmi
Product: N-myc and STAT interactor
Cellular component (GO): cytoplasm
Source: RefSeq, a predicted model, not a curated record